CACGAUGCCAAUCUUAGUAUGUUUUAGUUAAUAAAAUAUACUCAACAAUGAAUAUGAUAUGUGGACGCCUAAGGAAUAGGGGAUUGCUGACACUCUCCGGGAAAGAUUCUUUGUCGUUUCUCCAGGGACUCACAUCCACUGAUGUUUCAUCGCUAACCAAGAACAUUAAGAAGAUAUUUCCCACACUUUUCCUCGGCUCUGAUGGAAGAAUAUUAUCAGAUGGUUUACUUUCUAGAGAUGGAGAACGUAUUUUAUUAGAAACAGCGUCUGGAAAUAUACCGACACUUUCAAAUCUUAUCGCACGACGUAAAGUCUCAGCCAAGGUUGAUUAUAGUAUUGAAAAAAACUACUCAGUCAAUGCAUAUAUCCCAAAGGAGCUCUUACACUUGAUUCGUAAUGGGCCACAGGGGGAUACAGUUUCAAAUACGUCCUUGCAACCUCCCGAUUAUGAAUGCGAUAUGCCAAUAUUGGCAAGGAAAUAUAUCGCUUAUGAUGCGACAAAUCAGUACCGGGAUAUAACAGAACCGUACAGAUUAUAUUUGACUUUAAAUGGUUUCGCAUUACCGUUGCCGAAAGAGGUAAAAACACUGAAAUUGUUACCACAGGACAUGUUCCUGCAUAGAAUGGGCCUAGUUGCUCAAAACAAAGGCUGUUACGUUGGACAAGAGAUUAUGAAUCGUGUGAUGAUUGGAACAUUGACACAUAAAUACCACAUGAAUUUCGUCAUACGAAGAGACCAUUUUGAGAAUUGUAGAAUCGCACAAAAGAUACCCAGUUUCUUGGAAACAACAAAGUUGUAUCGCAUUCUUGCAGAGAAAUACGGUGCACAUGAUGCCCACAGCAUCAUGUGUCAGAUACUAAAUGAAGUAACAGAAGAAACCCCAAAUGAAGAAGUACAAUCUAAGCACCCAGUUGUUAUAUACUACACAAAUGGAUUGGGGUUGGUUCUGAUUCCCAGAAGGGGAUCAGAGGGAAAUGCGGUGUUGAUAAAUGGCCAAGACCACAAAGCUUUCCCCCUAUAAUAUCGGUAC
Babesia bovis T2Bo is the source of this 1031-nucleotide messenger RNA. RefSeq names its product Aminomethyltransferase folate-binding domain family protein. Gene Ontology annotation, cellular component: mitochondrial matrix. The transcript has a single exon. Lineage: Eukaryota; Apicomplexa; Aconoidasida; Piroplasmida; Babesiidae. Bases 48 to 1022 code for a protein of 324 amino acids. The record is from RefSeq and is a predicted model, not a curated record. Gene Ontology annotation, molecular function: protein binding.